AUGAGGUCCAAGAUUAAAGCAGUCAGUAAAGAAAUACCAGCUCAGAAUAAUACAAAUGCGGAGACCAGGGAACUACCCAUAGAUUUAACGAAAAUAUCAGACAAAUAUAAAGUAAUCGAAUCCACUGCAACUAACGAAGCCAGCUCCCCCGUGUCGCUGAAGAUGAAAUUGGAAGAAAUAUUAAGAACAGCAACAGUAUUGACGAAUGCUUUAAAGGUGGAAAUUAAGACUGUGGAGGACCAAGAGCGUGCCUUGAAGGAUGCUAUAGCCAACGGCAGAUCUGGUGUCACGACCCUCACUGUGACAACGAUCGAUAGACCGCUUCGUACGUAUUUCAUUCGCAACGGAAUCUGGACUCUUUGCAACGGUGUAGUCCAGUAUCCGGCUGUAAAUCAACCCUACAAUGUUUUUACCGAACUAUUUUCGGUUCCGAGAUGUAUCGGACAGGAGGUCUCUUCAAAACGCGAUCCAUGUGUAUUUAAUUCAGUCAUUAAAUACGAAACUGUACCGGUUACACGAAGAUCCUUUUACGUAGAAGACGACUACCUAUGCCUUAAAACGACCUUCAACAAUACCCUUCAAACGUACAUGACUGUGCCGAGACGUGUGGUCGACGAUACUUGCAAGAAUGGUACUGUAACGAGCUUAACAAAUAAUAUAUUGAGCUGUGGACUCAGGGUCUUAUCCGAGUACUCAUAUUACCCCUAUAGGAAUGAAGUAUCGUUCACAAUGCCCUUAGAAUAUUGCACCGAAAAAGAUGGCUCCUGCAAGCUUCUGGUCGGAUGGCACAUAUCUAACAAGACCAUAGAGAAUUUUGAAUUUUUUAAUCACGAUCCAAAUUUUAGGAAGUUUUUUAUAAAAACAAAAGAUUUUCUUGAACCUUUUUUAUAAUUUUAAAAUUGUUAUUUUUUAA
This is a messenger RNA of Vanessa tameamea, 913 nucleotides long. RefSeq lists its product as uncharacterized. Bases 1 to 891 code for a protein of 296 amino acids. NCBI's taxonomy places the organism in Eukaryota, Metazoa, Arthropoda, Insecta, Lepidoptera, Nymphalidae. The transcript has 5 exons. The record is from RefSeq and is a predicted model, not a curated record.